Molecule: messenger RNA, 510 nt
Organism: Arachis ipaensis
Lineage: Eukaryota; Viridiplantae; Streptophyta; Magnoliopsida; Fabales; Fabaceae
Source: RefSeq, a predicted model, not a curated record
AUGCAGGAGGCAGUCCUUCCGGAGGAAGUAACAAGCUAUAGCUUCACUAGUGCUAUUUGGAGGGGUUUCAUCCCACCAAGGGUCGAAUUAUUUUCUUGGUUUGUUCUGAUUGAGAGGGUGAAUACCAAAGAACGACUAUGCAGAUUAGGGGUCAUUAACCCGCUUGAUAAUUUAUGUGCUUUAUGCUGUAAGUCUAAUGAGUCUGCUUUUCAUCUGUUUCUUGGGUGUGAGGUCACAUGGCAGGUGUGGGGUGCUUGGCUUUAUGCUCUUGGACGACAAUGGUCUGUACCCGGUACACUAAAGCAACAUUUUGAGAGCUGGACGACUGUUGCACCACGAAAGGAUGGAAGGAAGAGGUGGUUGAUUGGAUUCUUUGCUGUAAUCUGGGCGAUUUGGCUGGAAAGAAAUAAUCGGGUGUUCCAGAAUAAAGGAUCAGGAAUACAGGAAAUCACUAACAGGUCUUUUGUGCUCUCCGACGAGUGGAUUGGUGGUGCAUCCUUUGGUUGUUGA